CCUGACGUCACCGCAGAAAAGGCAGACAGAUCCUCGGAUCGCGGGGCCGAGCCGCGCAAAUGGGCGACGAGGAGGAGGAGGAGGCGCGCGCCGUCUCCCGGGGCUCGCUCGCUGCGCUCGUGCGCCACCUCGGCACGCCGCGUCCCCGUGACCGUCCCGCGUGACCGUCCCGCGUGACUCGUCCCGCGUGCGCGCGGCGCAGAGGAUCGUCCGCUCGAGUCCACACGGAGCUCCAGGAGCGCUGAGUCCUCUCUCGGAUAACAGAAGGCGGCGGCUGGCGGGGGGGGGGGGGUGUCCAGGGGGAGGUGGGGCAAGGGGGAACGCGGCUCGUUUGAGCCCCUCUCGCGAGGUGGGAGGAGGAGGAGGGGGGCGCUCGGCGGGAAGGGGGCUCAGUGCUUCCUCCCGCUUCGCCCUGCGGGAGGAGGGAUGGCGGUGACCCGGGUGCCGUGUCUGGUGCUCGCGAUGGCCAUGGCGCUCGCCGCGCGAGGGGCGCUCACAAACGACAUCCUCGGACUCAAGCUGCCCCCGGAGCCCGUGCUGAACGCCAACACCGUGUGCCUGACCCUCGCGGGACUGAGCCGGCGGCAGCUGGAGCUCUGCAUGCGCAGUCCAGACGUGGCCGCGUCCGCCGUGCAGGGAGUGCAGAUCGCCAUCCACGAGUGCCAGCACCAGAUGCGCAACCACCGCUGGAACUGCUCUUCGCUCGAGACCAAGAACAAGCUGCCCUACGGCAACACCAUGCUCACGCGAGGCUACAGGGAGACGGCGUUCGCGUACGCGCUGGCGGCGGCGGGCGUGAUGCACGCCGUGGCGAGCGCCUGCAGCCUGGGCAAGCUCAAGACGUGCGGCUGCGACGAGAAGCUCAAGGGCGACGAGGAGGCGUUCCGCGUCAAACUGAUCAAGCUGAAGAUGCAGAUGCUGAGCCAGGGGAAGGCGGCCGCCAACGGCGUCUUGCCGCACGUGCCGGCCGACGCGCCUGGCUCGCCCGACACCUGGGAGUGGGGCGGCUGCAGCCACGACCUCGAGUUCGGGGAGAAGUUCUCGCGUGACUUUCUGGACUCGCGCGAGACGUCCCGCGACAUCCACGCGCGCACCCGCCUGCACAACAACCGCGUCGGACGGCGGGUCGUCCUGGAGCACAAGAGGCGCAAGUGCAAGUGCCACGGCACCUCCGGGAGCUGCCAGCUCAAGACGUGCUGGCAAGUGAGCCCCGACUUCCGCACGGUGGGCGACACGCUGCGCGACCGCUUUCACCUCGCCGCGUUCCUGGCGCCGCACAACCGGCACGGCGGCCCGGCGCUGGCUCUGGUGUCCGGCGGAGGCCACCACCACCAGCACCACCACCAGGGCUCCUCCUCGGCCCAGGUCACCGGCCGCCGCUACCGGCCUCCCGACGACGGGGAGCUGCUGUACUUUGAGCGCUCGCCCACGUUCUGCGAACGCGGCGCGGGCAGCGAGUGGCCCGGCACCCAGGGCAGGGUGUGCAACCGGACGAGCUCGGGCGCGGACGGCUGCGAGAGCAUGUGCUGCGGGCGCGGCCACAACCAGAUCAGCGAGAGCCGCAUGGAGCGCUGCAACUGCAAGUUCCACUGGUGCUGCUACGUGGUGUGCGAGGAGUGCCACAGCAGCGCGUGGGUCAACGUGUGCAAGUGACGCGGCGGCGGCGGCGGCGGUGGCCGCGAUGCCCCUGACCGACCGUGAGGACGGACUCCGCUUGUCAGUCGCUGUUGUUGUUGUUGUCGUUGUCCCCGUCGUGGGGAAGCGCCGAUGAAGCCAGAGAGGGCUUCGUGAAAGACUGGCACCUAAAGACUCGUGGUGUGUGUGUGUGUGUGUAGUGGUGAUGUGCGCGUGCGCGUUCGUAUGUACGUAUGUGCAUACGUGUAUAGCAUUUAACCUGUGGUCAGACGAUCACACGUUGAAACCCCAGCCAUCGUUUCCCCAGAAUCAAUCAUCCGAAUAGCAGUUAAAUAUCAGUCAACAAUGGUUCUCAUAUAUAGAGACUAAGCCCCGCCAUAGCAAUGUGUCAUUUCCACCGCAUACUCAAGGCUGCCGAUGGUGAUGGCAAGAGAGAGGACACACAAAGAUAAAGAUUCCCUGUAUAGCCUUUAACAGACUGUUGGGCAAGAGCUGGUAGGCGAGCACCUUUCAUGGCCGGCACGGCACGCGAGGGGGUCCGUGGCCAGCGCCACGCCUGGCCACCUUUGUCUCCCCAGUGCCGAUGUUUACACACCGCAGCAGGUACUCACGCGAGGCUGCGUCGACCUAGAGAAGACCCAGGACCGUUUCAAUUAAUCUUCACUGUUAUUGGCCACGGGCUGUGUUUGUGGUGCAGCGCCCUGACCGCUGCACUGCCACUCCCCACCAGAGAGAGGACGACACACACACACCGCUACGCAAUGAUCAGCUGAAUGUGCCGUGUUGACGAUGAGAAACUUUCACAGCCCGCGCGGUCCCCUUUGCACCGCCGCACGCAGUGCAAGAAUAUACGCACGCCGUGAAUGUGCCGGUGAUGAAUCUCGCCAUCCGUUGUAUUUUUUUUUCUGCUGUUCUCAAUUUUACAAUUGCGUCUCCCCAACCCCUCCACACGUCCUCGCGGUUGAGCUUCAGAGAAGAGAACGCGGCCGGCACUCGAAAACGUCUCAGACGAGUCCCCGUGGAGCAAUCUAUCGUGGCUUUUGUUGUUGUUUUUUAAAAAAAAGACUCAUCAUUAACGAAAGCAAAAACAAAGUGAAAUAGGUGGGGGAGCGGGGCGCAUUUCCCACGCCAACAAAGGCCCCCACGAUCCAUAUCUCGCAUGUGAACGCGCUGGCCCUGCGUGAGAUAAGGCCCUGUGCGAACGACCACCCAACCCGCCUGGAGGAGAGGGAUGUUCGAAGAAGGAGGAUGACGCAUCGGGGCAUGCGGGACUCGGAUGCGCCUGUCUGCGCUCGAUCACCCAGGCACGCACGGAACCCUGCGCGCGGUUUUUACAUGGGAACCACCACCACUCUGUCAAAGUGAGCGAGCGCGUGCCGCACGCGUGUGCUUUUCUUUUUUUUCGUCUUCUUCUUUCUUUCUAUAACGGUGAUAUGAACACGAUGUACAUAGAGAAUAAAGUUACUGUAUCGUGUU
Molecule: messenger RNA, 3111 nt
Organism: Lethenteron reissneri (Far Eastern brook lamprey)
Lineage: Eukaryota; Metazoa; Chordata; Hyperoartia; Petromyzontiformes; Petromyzontidae
Product: protein Wnt-10a-like
Biological process (GO): cell fate commitment; neuron differentiation; canonical Wnt signaling pathway
Cellular component (GO): extracellular region
Molecular function (GO): cytokine activity; frizzled binding
Source: RefSeq, a predicted model, not a curated record